UGGGUGGAAGAGUUCCACGGACAGGGCCAUCUUUGGUCGUUCUCGCCGGCUGCAAUACUCACUCCUGGAAUCGUUUUGAAUUCACGAUUGUAUAAAUAAAACUUAGCGACAUCUCGUUUACCGCAAUCCAGCGUAAAAGCGACAGUUCAAAUUACUGAAUUUACGUAUUCAUUUCUAUUCUGGCACAUUUGCGUGCAUUUCAAAAGGCAGUCGCAGGACCGGAGCAGCGGUGAUACGACAUGGAUGAGGAAUACGAUGUAAUCGUACUAGGCACCGGACUCACAGAAUGCAUUCUGUCCGGGAUCAUGUCUGUCAACGGGAAAAAGGUGCUUCACAUGGACCGAAACCCCUACUAUGGUGGCGAAAGUUCCUCCAUCACUCCACUGGAGGAGUUGUACAAGCGAUUCGGCCUUCCAGACACCCCCCCAGAAUCCAUGGGCAGAGGGAGGGACUGGAACGUGGACCUCAUUCCUAAAUUUCUCAUGGCCAAUGGCCAGCUGGUGAAGAUGCUGCUGUACACAGAGGUGACCCGGUACCUGGACUUUAAGGUCGUGGAGGGCAGCUUUGUGUACAAGGGAGGGAAGAUCUACAAAGUGCCCUCCACAGAGACCGAAGCACUUGCCUCAAAUCUCAUGGGUAUGUUUGAGAAGCGGAGAUUCAGGAAGUUCCUGGUGUUCGUGGCCAACUUUGACGAGAACGACCCUAAGACCUUUGAGGGUGUGGACCCCAAACUCACCACCAUGAGGGACGUUUACAGGAAGUUUGACCUGGGCCAGGACGUGAUUGAUUUCACUGGCCAUGCCUUGGCCCUCUACAGGACAGACGAAUACCUGGACCAGCCGUGCUUGGAGACUAUUAAUCGGAUUAAGCUCUACAGCGAGUCUCUGGCUCGCUAUGGGAAGAGUCCGUACCUCUACCCCCUGUACGGGCUGGGAGAGUUGCCACAGGGGUUCGCCAGGUUAAGUGCUAUAUAUGGAGGAACCUACAUGCUGAACAAGCCUGUGGAGGAGAUAGUGAUGGAGGAUGGUCAUGUGGUCGGAGUGAAAUCUGAGGGAGAGGUGGCUCGCUGUAAGCAGCUCAUCUGUGACCCGAGCUACAUUCAGGACCGGGUCCGAAAGGCGGGUCAGGUGAUCCGAGUCAUCUGCAUCCUCAGCCACCCCAUCAAGAACACCAAUGAUGCCAACUCCUGCCAGAUCAUCAUCCCCCAGAACCAGGUCAACCGCAAGUCAGAUAUCUAUGUGUGCAUGAUCUCCUACGCACACAACGUGGCGGCCCAGGGCAAGUACAUCGCCAUCGUCAGCACCACGGUGGAGACGGCCGAGCCCGAGGCUGAGAUAGAGCCAGCCCUGGAGCUGCUGGAGCCCAUCGACCAGAAGUUUGUGGCUAUCAGUGACCUGUUUGAGCCCACCGAUGAUGGCACAGAGAGCCAGAUCUUCGCCUCCCGGGCAUACGAUGCCACCACCCAUUUUGAGACCACCUGCAACGACAUCAAAGAGAUCUACAAGCGCAUGACGGGCAGCGAGUUCGACUUCGAGAACAUGAAGCGCAAACAGAACGACGUGUUUGGAGAGGAGGCGGAGCAGUGAGGGGAGGGGCUUCCGAGAGAGGGGCGGGGCUGCUGGGAGAGGGGCGGGGCUGGUUCGGGAGAGGGGCGGAGUCAGCGCAUGGAGAGAGGGCGUGGAUUUGGGCACGUGCCGAUAUUAGCGCAAACGUUAUCCGGCUUACCCCACAUCUCACCCUCCCUCCAACUCCCCACAUAUACACACUCACGUGAAUGGGUACACACAAACACACACACACACACAAGCGCAGACGCACGCGUGAACACACAGACAUACGCACACUCUCCCUCUCUCCAUUCCCAGCAGCCUUAGCGGGGUUGACACUUCUGAAGGGUUUUUCAUUCCAUUAUUAAUGGCAUAAUGUAAACGUUAUUUCUGCGAGCUACUAUCGCGAAGAGCACGUAUUGUCGUGACAUUUUCAAGACUUCUGCGGGAACGGGUUGCGUUGAUCUGGAUGUGGUUUUAACCUUGUUGUUUCCGCCGCUCAGUGCUUCAGUGUCAGUGUCUUUGAAGCUUUGCCUUGCGAUCUGCACACAGUCAGACACACACACACACACACUCUCACACUCACACACACACACUCUCACACACACACACACUCUCACACACACACACACACACACACACACACACACACACUCCCGAAUUCUCAAUCACCAACUGUACUUCAUUUCAGUAUGUAUUAACUGUUUAUCAAGAAAAUGACCAACAUUCCCUCUGUGAUCCACGUAGGAGCUAUACGAGAAAGGUGAUGAGGCUUAAUUCAGCAGAAGUCAAGUUUUAAAUCCACGCCCUCUCUUUAACAUGCAUGUAACAUGUAACAUGUGCAUGUAACAUGCAUAUUGCACACGCAUCAAGUGUUGCAGAACACACUACGACAGACAGUCUACUGCUAUGAGAGGGGCAACAGGAGGGAGCAGAAGCUAGUUCUGCCAAUCAGAAACCAGGAUCAUCCUCCUGUCACUGUGCUCUCUUAAAACAGCUUCUGUUGGUCAACCCUGCUCCCUCUCUCCAUCUUCCUCUCUUCUUCUUCUUCUUCUUCUUGUUCUUCUUCUUCUUCUCCCAGUUAUUUGAAUAUUUGCCCUGUGCCCUUUCUCUAGGCCAAUGGACAGGGUGUUUAAAAAUGUUUAAAGAAUAAAUAGAUUGCUAGACUGCCCCCGGACCCACCCCAACCCCUUCCCUUUCCCCGCACACCCACAGAAUCUUCUUCCACAACCCACUGCUUCUUUUGUUUGAGUGAUCGGUGCCAGUGUUUUGUUUUUGUACGAUGUUUUUGAGAAGGUAGCUGGUUGACACCACAGCAGGAUGUGAGAAUGUAGGCUCAGGUUGGCAGGGGCGGGUUUAUGUUCUUCACUCACUGGGCUUGUGAGGCACACUGUACAGGAGAGGGUGAAAGAGUGGGAAGAGGGGAAGAGAGAAAAAGGUGUGGGAUGGAGGGACCAGAGGGGGAGUGGCUUUGGGCCCGGCAGGAGGAGAGAUGGUGGGGAGAAAAGGGAGGAGUUGAUAGGUGUGGUGCGGUCAUGUGCUUUAAGAGGAAGUUGGAAAAGUCUUUUUUCAUCUUUGUGAAGAACGCAGACUGCGGUCUCAGCUGGUAAAUUAAGAGCCAGAGCAGGGCGUCGGGUUCGAGUCUUGUAUUACACCGAUGUCAGACUGACCAGCCCCCAAUUACUAAAAACAUACCUUUUAUUUCUCAUGUUUUAUUUGCAGAACAGUGAGAGAAAUGAAAUGCUGAUUGGUAAAUGUUUCAGAAAGAAGGUAAAAUUGUAAGUUGUCGUUGGUGGAUGGUUUAUGGAAGGUGACGACAGUGGCAUUUGGCUAAAAUGUGAUGACUUCUGUAGGAGGGUGAGCUAAAUAAUUACCACCCAGUUAAUACAACAAUGAGGCCUUUGACCAAAAAAGAAGGUGCCAAUGUUUGAAGGUUUGCUAUUUGCUGGUGGCAGAGCGAGUCCAAGCCUUAAAUUCCUUGUGACUUCCCCCAUCUUUAACUUCCCCUGCACAGUCCCUUCAGGUAAAGCUUGGAUCGAAGUUCUUUCACUCUGAAAAGAAAAAAACUCAAAAAUUCAAGUAAUCUUGAGCUACAGAUGGUUCCAGUGCAAUAGUUCAGUACAAUCCUGCUGCCUGAGCACGGGCCCUGGGCUGUGUCUCAAUCAGCCUUCUAACUACUGCAUCCUUAAAGUAUGCACUGUCUACUAAACAUACCAAAAAAAUGCACUAAAUUGUUGGCCGUAAGUGCCGUAAGUGGUGGGCAGUAUGUGAAAAAUAUCCUCCAUACUUCACCUACUUAACAACUUAACAUCCAGGGCAGUCACGUUCUGAAUUCAUGUGUGUACUGAUGUAAGUAGGCAGUGUGUUUUGAGGACACAGUAGGUAGCAGACUGUCUCUGAAUCUUCACUCCUGCCAACAUCCUCACUCAACCCCUCUCCCUCCCUCCUGCACUAGGGACAGGUUUGUUGGUGAAAUCCAAGAACAGGUCCGUUUGAAUCACCAGGUAGAUAAAAAUGGCCAUGUCAAUUGCAGUAUGUUGCCUGUUGCCUGGAUUGUGUAAUUUCAUUGGUCGCAAAAGACCGGCAGUGCAUUGUCAGUUGUUUGAUUGGUCAGGCACAUGUCACUCAGCCCCUCUCCUCUAAAUGGACGCCAUUCAUUGGCAGCGCCUCUUAUUCCACUUUAAUUCCAGUCCCUCCUGUCAGUUGUGUUGUGUGUCUUAAAGCUCUAAAUUAUUUCUGUUGUGUUGAUUCAGAGGUUUGGUGGAAAUGAGGGGAAAUUUGAAAUGGACUCUGCUGUCAUUACUUAGUUUGAUUUAGUAAUGCUGAAAUGCAGUUGGUCUGAUUUUAUACAUACAGUCUGUAGUUUUUCUCAUUUCAUGGUUUGCCUAGCGAAGUUUACAGAUGAUUUCAUUAUUAUCCAUAAUUAUUAGUUCUGAUUUGAUGUUCUCUAUGCUAAAAGUCUAACAUUAACCACCUCAGCAUCGUCUGAGAAAUGUUUUUGGGUAGAACUGGACAGAGCAGUUGUAAUGAAGGAUGAAGUGAGCUGAAAUUAUAGGAAAAGGAUUAGUUUUUGUGUGUGUCUAAAAUAGACUAAUUAUGUUUACAUCAUUAGAUUCCAUGUACUUACAGUUGUAUGUCGCAGGUAGCUUUGGGGGCUCUGUAGCAUUAUGGGUGCAGACUCAUUACCCACCCUAUGACCAAUAGCGACAGCAGUCAACAGAUGCCCAAGAGUGUAUACUGAAGUAGCAAGAUGUUGCACACCACUGAGUCCCUGCAUUGUGGGAAAGGCUUGUGGUGAUGUCUGGAGUUUGUGAACAAGACCCUGACUCACCCAGCUUAGUUAUGGUUCUACUCAGUUCCGCUGUGUGUUUAGAAUCUUCCACAGCCAUUCGCAACACAAAUACAUUCCAAACUUGCCUGCUUAUGAAUAUUCAUAGAACUGUGGCUAUCGCCAGAACUGUGCAAUUUGUUGAGCAGGAACUCUUUGGCUGGGAAAGGAAGGAGUGUAGAGUGUGGUAUCUUGCCAGUGAAUAACUGUCUCUAUCAAUGAGGAAGAGGCAGCCCCUAGUCUCGGAAGCCCACUGUGAUCCCUACUAGGAAUCAUGGAGCUACUGAUCCUGACCAGGCGAAAGACACAAUGAGUUUAUCCAAAUAUACACACUAUAUCCACUACCCUCCUGCACAGAUACACACAUCCACACCUGCCCACUCACUCCCACACACCUACCCAGACCAGGCCAUCUUUGAAUUGAAGCUACUAGUUUUUGGUUCUCUGUUGGUCAGUGGAAUUAUGAAGUGGCAGAUCUAUACUGCACUGUGCAAUUUUAAUGUUUCCAGUGACUUUCAUGCUGUGAGACUGGAGUAGUUAUGCGUUUAUUUAAUAAGCAGAGCAAAGUUUUGGGAUUGUCCUUCUUCACUAACGCAUCUCCUUCCCCAGAUCACAUUUAUUUAUUUGAUUUGUUUUUAAAAAAAAUAUUUGUUUUUGUAUUUAAUUUUAGUAUCAUUUUAUUUGGCUCUUUUGAAGGAUAAUGCAGAAAACAUCAAGAACAGAAGUAUCUCUUUAAACUGUCGUAACUUAUUAUUCAGACUGACAAGUAGCUAGCUUGUGGUCAAUUAUUCCAACACUAGUAUGUGAACAGUACCUAAUGUCUUGUGCAAAAAAGAAAUAAAAAAAAAUGGAAAAAGAAAUAAAAAUGAAAUAAAAAGGCACAUGGCGAAAUGUGAAA
This is a messenger RNA of Conger conger (European conger), 5773 nucleotides long. It is a transcript of the gene gdi1, whose product is annotated as GDP dissociation inhibitor 1. Gene Ontology annotation, molecular function: Rab GDP-dissociation inhibitor activity. The transcript is spliced from 11 exons. Gene Ontology annotation, biological process: small GTPase-mediated signal transduction; vesicle-mediated transport; protein transport. Gene Ontology annotation, cellular component: cytoplasm. Bases 240 to 1586 code for a protein of 448 amino acids. Lineage: Eukaryota; Metazoa; Chordata; Actinopteri; Anguilliformes; Congridae. The record is from RefSeq and is a predicted model, not a curated record.